AUGAUGCACAUGUUAGGAAACUCCUUAUACUAUUUGUCAGCGCCUAGCCAUCUUUACCAGCUGAAUAUGGAUGACCCCUACAAUCCCAACAUCACAGGAACCUUGCUAGAAUUUGCGUCACAAGUUUUGGCCACAGUGUUCUACAAUUGGAUUUUGUACAACUUGCUGUUGAUUUCGGCGGGCUAUCGUUUUACUUUGGGGUCAAAAGAUCAACGGUUUCUUUGGUUUAUAAGGUGGGUGACCAUUUGCACUGUUACAAGAGGCUCAAUAUCCGCUAUUCAAGAUACAUACUUUCACCAUCAGCCAGUGGUAGAAAGAAUGCUCUCAGAAAUGAUGGAAAUGCUCUUUGUGUUACAAUAUUUGGUCUGCUUCAUCCCUGGCUCCUACUUCUCGGUCAAAACAUAUUCUGAAUUAUGCUCACAUGGAAGAAACUCAGCUGCAAACAGAUUUUUCGCAACGGCGACACUGAUACUAUUGGCAAUUCUGUUUGAUCUGUACGCAAGUGCCAAUCAUCCACAAAGUCUGCUUUGGAGAAUUGAAAAGUCCAAAUUUGUCAGACACUUUGUUCAUUUGGUAGCUACCCUAUUGGUAGCCUUUUUGUGGAAAGAUACCAUUCUAGAAUCGGAGAAGGUUUUGAAGGGAGAAUGA
This is a messenger RNA of Kuraishia capsulata CBS 1993, 648 nucleotides long. RefSeq lists its product as uncharacterized. The record is from RefSeq and is a predicted model, not a curated record. Lineage: Eukaryota; Fungi; Ascomycota; Pichiomycetes; Pichiales; Pichiaceae. The coding region runs from base 1 to 648 and encodes 215 amino acids. The transcript has a single exon.